AUGAAGAAAACCCGUGUCUCGCGACAAAAAAGCCGCAGCGGGUGCAACACGUGCAGGCGAAACAAGAUCAAAUGCGACGAGCACAAACCACAGUGCCAUAAUUGUCUAUCUCGGGGAAUUGAAUGCGGAGGUUACACCAGAGUCUUCAAAUUUAAGGAGAUUAAAUCUGCCUAUGGGGGCAGGGCAAAAAGCAUUAGCAACUCUGACGAUACCGAUAUUUUUCAGCUGCAGCCAUCUGAUUCCCAGCUCUCGCAGGUGUUCCACCACGCUGCGCGAUCGAUCACCGGGAAAACGUAUGAACAGCUUGUUCUAGAGCAACAUCUAGCAAGAAAAGGGAAGAAUCCGCAGUUGGCGUCGGAACUCGAAUCUGUGCUCAAAGAGUUCCGCAGCAAGCCAAACUCCAUGCUCUAUCCACAGGGCACUUCAGAUACGCUUGUCAGGAACGAGCAGGUACCAUAUUUCUUUGAAGUGCCCCAAUCUCCGAAUAUAUUUGCUCAUUAUCACAAAACGCAAUUUGUGCUCAACAGUUUUGACAUGUCCACUUCCAAUGUGCUGUGUGUCUACGUUGCGUCGCACCUCAAUCCCUGGCGUAAGGAAAUCAUGCCGCUAGUUGACAAAUACCCAAUAGUUCUCAACCUGUUAGGAAUGAUUGUGUGUUCGCAUCUGGGAGCGAAAAAUCCGGAAAUUAAGGCAAUGGGGCUCGAAUUCAAGGUGCGUGCGUACCAGCAGCUUUCCCACGGACUCGCGAAUAAUCUCUUUCCUAAUGAUAUCUGUCUUAUGAGCUGCAUUCUGCUUGCCCUGGACGAAUUCUGGGACAACAAGUCUCGCACGGACCUUUCGCAUCUGCGAAGCGCCUCGUACUUUGUCGACCGUCGACUGCGCAGCACGACGCAGGACCCGCGGUUCCAGUUCUUGCUCAGCGCAUGGCAGUACAUGCGGGUGAUUUCACGAACUUCGCUACUUAAUCCAGCCCUUGGCUUUAAAUUUGCGUACCAGCCGCGUCUAGUUAGUGACGGCCACACCAUAGACCAUAUACUGGGCAUGUCUCAGGAGCUGUUCACGAUUCUCGACCUGCUCAUGGACGUCAUCGAGCUGGUCAAAAACGUUCCUGAGCACGCUUAUCCUCAGAAUUUGAUUGAAAAAGUUUGUGGAUUACAGUACGCACUUGUCCACUGGGAGCCUCCAAAAACCGGUAUGGACCUGUGGACACCGGAGGAAGUGGCCGACCACGAAGCUACCGCGCAAAGUUACCGCUACGCUACGCUUAUUCUUCUCCAGAACGCGUUCCCGCAGGUGGAACGGUACCUUAGUCCGCGCGAGCUGUCCCAUAAAGUGCGCGAGAAAUUGUCGACACUGCGGCUGUCGGGCGGCGCGUCGGUCGUGAUCCACGUGUUUCCUUUGUUUAUAGCUGCGUGCGAGGCUUUCACGACGGCGGAAAAAGAUUGGUUCCGCACAAAAACGGCUGCCGUUUUUGAUGCGAUCGCGUCCAACAACAUGAAGCUGUUAUCCAGCGUAAUGGAGGAGGUGUGGAAGCGCAAGUGUCAGCUGAAGGCGCAUUACGAGUCGCAGAACAUGUUUUUAGCUCCAGACGACCAUCUGCUGAGCGGUCUCAAAAGCUAUGCCAGUUGGUUUGCGGUAGCUGCAGACUGGAAAAUCGAUAUCUUCGUGGGGUAA
Molecule: messenger RNA, 1674 nt
Organism: Ogataea parapolymorpha DL-1
Lineage: Eukaryota; Fungi; Ascomycota; Pichiomycetes; Pichiales; Pichiaceae
Exons: 1
Coding region: 1-1674 (557 amino acids)
Biological process (GO): positive regulation of transcription by RNA polymerase II
Cellular component (GO): nucleus
Molecular function (GO): transcription cis-regulatory region binding; zinc ion binding; DNA-binding transcription factor activity, RNA polymerase II-specific
Source: RefSeq, a predicted model, not a curated record